GCAGGUUUCAUUGAAUUGCUUUCGCAAACCAUGUUCACCAACGUGUUGACAAGUUAAAUGUUGCUAUGUCUAUGCAAAGACUGCAUGGCACCACGCCUCCAUCACUUGCAACCCAUGCUGGUGAGCCGGAAUCCAAGAUGGAGUUAACCAAAAGCCAUUCUGAAAGAUCGGAUGAUGGAAAUACAGCAAAAGUGGACGGGCCUGUCCGGGUGUUGUUCCUUGGUUCUGCUAAAGUUGGUAAAACCUCUAUUAUUCGGCGCUUUUUGUACAAUGCAUUCGAUCCGAACUACACGCCAACGGUUGAAGACACACAUUCGCAAAAAUACAUCGUACAUGACAAUGUUGUGCCGUUGCUGGUAAUCGACACCGCUGGUAGUUACUAUUUUCCUGCUAUGUUAAGACUUUGUAUCGCUCAAGCCAAUGCCUUUGUUAUUGUAUUUUCACAUGACAACGCCGCUUCUCUCGAACAAGCUGGUCACCUGUUGAAUCUGAUCAAAUCACAGAGAUUGGAUAACAAUUCGAUUCCAUCUAUGACAGCCUGCAGCGCACAUGAACCGAAUGAUGAGGUUCACACACCCCCACCCAUCACUGUUGUAUGCAACAAAUCUGACUUGCCGCCAAGCGAUUCACAGGUCAGCGUGAGUGCCACCAUGGACUGGCUAACGUCGAAUGGAUUAAAACCAUCGCAAUUCGUCUACGCCAGUGCAAAAACCAACGACUCAAUCAUGGCCAUCUUUAAAUCUCUGUGGGAUCAAAAUGAAUUGAGCAAAGCUGUGUUGUUUGAACGAUGGAGCGGUACACAUCCUACCAGUUCUUCCUCCACUCACGCACAAACUCCACCUCCGACACCCAACAUCACUGAUUUUUCAGCUAUUAGUGAGCCCAUGACACAAGGUCAUAGUGUAAAUCACGCAGACACCACAAAAAUAAGUAGUGAGAUGUUGGCGCACAAAGUGAAAUCCAGCAUUAUCCGAAAUAGCGUUCGCCUACGAAGAAGAUUAAGUUCCAAGUCGAGCAAGGCCAAACCUGACGGCAUGCAACUUGAGUGCGUGAUCUCUUGAAAAAUGAUUUUCGACCGUCCUUUUGUAUGUAUUUUUGUAUAUUUGUCCUCGUGCGAAUAUUUUCGGUAUCCGUAUUUUAAAAUGCGUGAAUGUCCUACAUAUACAUGU
This is a messenger RNA of Dicrocoelium dendriticum, 1169 nucleotides long. The record is from the annotation of a GenBank genome assembly. Lineage: Eukaryota; Metazoa; Platyhelminthes; Trematoda; Plagiorchiida; Dicrocoeliidae.